Messenger RNA from Populus euphratica (Euphrates poplar), 1870 nucleotides. Its product is annotated as protein HGV2-like. Lineage: Eukaryota; Viridiplantae; Streptophyta; Magnoliopsida; Malpighiales; Salicaceae. Gene Ontology annotation, biological process: CENP-A containing chromatin assembly; DNA replication-dependent chromatin assembly. The transcript is spliced from 6 exons. Gene Ontology annotation, cellular component: nucleoplasm. The record is from RefSeq and is a predicted model, not a curated record. Gene Ontology annotation, molecular function: histone binding. Bases 115 to 1545 code for a protein of 476 amino acids.
UGUCAGCAAGUUCCAAUGACACGGUCGACAUAAAAAAAGGAGGGCUUUGCCUAUAAAAGCACGCAAAACAUCUUCUCUCCGUUUUCAUUUUCGUUUCUCUUCGAAAUCGACAUAAUGGCUUCGGAAUCCUCAGUAACCGAACCGAAAACUGCCCCCAUAGAAAACCAAACCUCUGUUGAAGCCACCAUCAAAGGAUCCACCACCACCUCCUCUCAAGGUGGAGCCGCUGACUCCACCUGCAACGACGACAACAAUGGAGAGACUUCAGACCCUCACAAGUCUCUAGAUUUCGCUGUUGAGUUAUCAGAGAAAGGAACUAACGCGCUUAAAGAAAAUGACUUCAGUGAAGCCGUAGAAUGCUUUAGCCGUGCCCUUGAAAUCAGGGUUUUGCAUCAUGGUGAGCUGGCACUUGAAUGUGUGAAUGCGUACUAUCUAUAUGGACGUGCACUGUUGUAUAAAGCACAGGAGGAGGCUGAUCCGUUGGCUAUGGUACCAAAGAAGGAUAGUGAAUCUAAACAAGAUGAUAAUAAAGAUGGAGCUUGUAGGAAUUUUGUAAAUGGAGAAUUUUCCUCUGCUUCUGUUUCUAUUAAUGUUGAAGAGGGUGGGGGUUCUAAUCAUCCUGAAGGUGCAGCUGGUGGCGCUUCUAGUGGGAAGGAAAAAGAAGAAGAAGAAGAUGAUGAGGGAAGUGACGAUGAGGAUCUUGCUGAAGCAGAUGAAGAAGAGUCUGACCUUGAUUUGGCAUGGAAAAUGCUAGAUGUUGCCAGAGCAAUUGCUGAAAAACACCUCGAUGACACGAUGGAUAAAGUUGACAUUCUAUCAGCACUGGCAGAAGUUGCAUUGGAAAGAGAGGAUAUAGAAACAUCUCUCAGCGACUACCAGAAAGCACUAUCCAUUUUAGAAAGGCUUGUUGAACCAGACAGUAGACAUUUAGCAGAACUAAAUUUUCGAAUAUGUUUGUGUCUGGAGAUUGGGUCUAAGCCUCAGGAAGCAAUCCCUUAUUGCCAGGAGGCUAUAUCAGUUUGUAAGGCACGGUUGCAGCGGCUCAUCAAAGAAGUAAAGAGUUCCACAGAGUCAGCAACAUCGUCAGCUGUUUCUGAAUUAGAUGAGGGUGUCCAGCAGUCGUCCAAUGUGCAGGCUGAUAAAUCUGUGACAGAUAAAGAAGCAGAGAUUGAAACACUUUCUGGCUUGUCUGCAGAGCUGGAAAAGAAGCUUGAAGAUCUACAACAGCUGGUCCUGAACCCAAAGUCCAUUCUUGCAGAAAUCCUUGGAAUGGUGUCUGACAAGGCAAAAUGUGGUGAGAAAAGUGCAUCUCCAAAUCUCAUGAGCUCUUCUCAGUUGGAUGUUGCUAAUAGUGGUGGAAGUUUUGACUCUCCAACCAUUUCCUCUGCUCACACAAAUGGGGUGUUGGGAGUCACAGAUCUUGGUGUUGCGGGAAGAGGAGUUAAGCGAGUUUUGACGAGUACAGGGUCGGUAGGAUCAUCAAGCACAGUGAAGAAACCCACCCCAGAUCCCUUAUCUGACAAAGGGGAUGGAAAAACCUGUUAGUGGUUCUGAGUCUGAAUGGUCAGUGAUUUCGUGUUCAUAAUGCAAGCUGUUAAAGAUUCUAGCGUUAACAAAUAUAACCAUUCAAAUAUUUAUGUCAUGGGUCCCUGAGGACUGCUUGCUUGGUCUUGCUUGGUGACCGGUGUUCUAGCUAGUGUUAAUGUGCUAAUUGUCAUGCAGGUGGCAGUAACUUCCCUAUGUUCUUUCCAUGAUAUGACUUUGGAGAGCAAUACUUUAUUAGCACCUUGUAAAAUCUUUUCCUGUAUCAGUUGUACUAACAUGAUAGUGUACUGUAUUAAUACUGGGAGGAAUGGACUGUUUGAAUCCA